Hypomesus transpacificus is the source of this 2569-nucleotide messenger RNA. Its product is annotated as protein asteroid homolog 1-like. Gene Ontology annotation, molecular function: nuclease activity. The transcript has 5 exons. The record is from RefSeq and is a predicted model, not a curated record. Bases 184 to 2061 code for a protein of 625 amino acids. Lineage: Eukaryota; Metazoa; Chordata; Actinopteri; Osmeriformes; Osmeridae.
AUAGAAAUGUGUCUGUGUUUCUCCAAAACAAAACACUGGGAGGGGUUGAUGAGAAUCAUGAGUGAUUCCAAGAAAACGAAACUUAAGGAAGUAGUGACCUUGACUCCGGCUCUAUAAAUUCCAGUGUAGCCUACUCAUGAAAUUUGGAAGAGGAUAUCAACUCGGAAAGACAGAGAGCACAUCAUGGGAGUCAGAGGACUGACCAGUUUUGUGGAUGACAAUGGACACAUUUUACAAGAUGUUUCCUUCAAGAACAGCAAACUGAUAAUCGAUGGCAAAAAUCUGUACUACUUACUUUAUUUUGAUGAACAACUGGACCAGAGUCACGGGGGAGACUAUGAAUCUUUUGAGGAUCUCAUCUGUGGGUUUAUCAAGGCUCUGAGAGAAAAUGGGAUUGAACCCUAUGUUGUUGUUGAUGGUGGGUCUGACUACACAGACAAGAAGUUUGAGACUCUGAAACAACGAGCUGAAGAAAAGAUUCACAAAGCUCACGACGUGUCAGUGGGAAGCAAAGGUAAUGUCUUGCCACCCAUCGCUAAAUGUGUGUUCUCACAGAUCCUCACCGAGUUGCAAGUACCUUUUGCAAAGAGCAUCGCUGAAGCAGACAGAGAAAUAGCCUCACUGGCAAGGGAGUGGAACUGCCCUGUGCUCUCCAAUGACAGUGACUUCUACAUAUUCGACAUCCCAGCAGGAUUUUUACCCAUCCCACAUUUCAAGUGGAAGCAAGGGGGCUUGAAGAGGGGUAUUCCCGCUAAACACUUCACUCAAGAAAGAUUCUGCUCUCGGUUCAACAUCGACCGGUCUCUACUACCAGUUUUUGCCUCCAUUUCAGGAAACGAUUAUUUCAAUCUUGCCAGGCGGGGCGUGCCCGUAAAAUGGUCUGACUUCUCGAAGCGGAGAGGGAGAUUUGCCCAUAUCGACGGCUUGCUCAACUGGUUAGGCAAAAAUAAGAAUAAUGCCUUGAGCGCUGUGCUCAAGUUAAUGGAUGACGGUGAUAAGGUGAAAACUAAACAAACAGAACAAGCCUUCAUGUUGAGCAUGGAAGAGUACAAACUAUCUCCUAGCUCAUUGGGGGAGUUCUUCAGGAACGGGACCCCACCAUCCAAUAUUCCAGAGCCUGUGAAGGUAUUGCCAGACUGGGCCCUCCUAUCCCUGACACAGGGGAAGCUCAGCUCGGACAUCAUUGACGUUAUGCUCUUUAGAAGAGUGAUGCAGAAUUCCCAGGUAGAGGACACUAGCUUACCCAGCGGACAACUCACCUCAAGGUCCAUACGGCAGAUAUUGUACGGGCUGCUACUGAAAUCCCCUGCGUCGAUGGAGACGGGACAGUGUAUGGUUGAGGAGUAUGACAGAGUUGGCCUGAAACUGACUAGUCACAUGGUCAAGCCUAUCCUCAGUGGGCCUGUACAAAAUCUGCGGCUGGACACUCUGAAUAAGGCCCACCUCCCAGAUCGUCUGACGGUGAUGCUAGAGACCCUGGGAGUGACUCAGUCGCUGACUGGCAUCCCGCCUCACCUGCAUCUGCCUGUAAGCGUCACCUGCUAUUGGAUGACACACGCAGCCCCUCCCCCUGACCUGCCUCUCCUGCAGGCCCUGCUCCUGGGUAUGGUCUAUGGAGAACUCUGCAUACAGAAGAAGAAGACAGGGAUCUCGGAGAGUGAGAGUCUGGUGCUGCAGAAGUUUGAAGGAAUAGUCCAGAGAUGUCCAUGGAAGCUGGACCUGGAUGUGGCUCAUGCCUACAGCCAAUGGCAGGCCUGCUUUAAAGACAGUCUCAAUUUGAACCAGCUGCUAUGCUCUCCCCUACUGGAGUCAGAAUGUGCAAGGCUGUACAAGGGCACUCUUGUGCACCCCCUAGUGGUUGAACUGAGAAGAGGGGAGAGCCCGGAGUUUAUCCUGGCUGGAGGCCCCAUCGCUGGGCCUCUAUACAAGGCCCUCCUGGACACUGUGCUCCUCUCCCAGGACUCCACGACAACCAGAGGUGCAGCUCGGGGCGGGACAUUACCACGGCAACCAAUGGAUGACGUCACAGCCGAUCUGCAGAGGCUGGCAAUCCCAAAAUAGUCAAAGCUCCGGGACAAGAAAGGCUGGAUCUGAGAUUACCUAUAUAUUGUAGCGGGGACAGCUAUUAUUCAGCUCUCCGUUCCUCUGAUGCCAACCUCCUGUCCACCCCACUUAGGGCCAAGCACCGAACCUGGGGUGACAUUGCCGCUCCCUCCCUCUGGAACUCACUCCCCAAACCCAUCAGAGACUGCACCAACAUAUCAACUUUUAAAUCAUUAGUCAAAACGCACCUUUUUAGAUCUGCUUUUAAUGUGUAAUUAAUGUUGUGAUUUUAUAUGAUGUCCUUGUUUUAUGUUUAUUUUAACCAUGCACAGCGACUUUGAGAACUUUGGAAAGCGCUAGACUAUACAAAUAAAUGUAUUACUAUUAUUAGGGUUAUUAUUAGAGUUCAGGUAAUGUGGGACAUCAGGUAAAGUGGGACAGUUAUGAAUUUUGAUGAUUUAAUAUGUGCAAAACCGACAUCCAAUCAUCUGAUCUUGACAAAUAAAUACAACGCUUCUAGUCACAA